GGCUGGCGUUGUUUCCCUCGGCCCGUAGACACCCCUUGGGGCUGGCUGGCUGCCCCUUUCCCCCGGCCCCUUCGGAGGAGUCCCGGCACCCGCUGUGGGGGGCUCCGCCCCCCCCCUCGUGGGGUGUAGCUCCUCGCCGUGUCCCCGCUCCGGCCUGAGGACCCGACUGUGUGUGGGGCGAGGGCUGGGCAGUUAGGUAAGGGUCCCGCAGAGGGUCUUGAUUCCUGCAGAGCUGGGAGCUAGGGCUUGGGGAGCGGGGACCAGCGUGCAGCUCCCAUGCACGCACCCUGCUGUAUUUAGCUGCAAACAGGUGCUGGCGUCCUGUGUGAGGGUUUUCUGUCCUGCUGCAAGUCGAGGUUAGCCUCCAAAAUAGCUUGCAAAGAGCAAAUCAGUGAACACAGGUUGCAAGCAGCAUUGCUAAUGUUGGUGUUGUGGGUGGCAACAUGCCCAUCUGUGUCGUGGCUGUGUCAUGUCUGUCAGUAGCCUGCUGACCAGCCAGGCUCUGGAGUAGCCUAGCAUAACCCAUUAGUCACUUCUAAAACAUCUGCUAAUCACUUGCUAACAAGCAAAAAUGGAAAAUGGAAACUCUUGUCAGGGCUGACGGCAUGUGUCAGGAAGGGCUUUGGUAACGGGGCUAUGCCCAUCGUAUACCUCCCUCAGCAAGGGUUUGGAGAAGGAAGAGCACGGGUUUUGAAAAGCUCAAAUGUUCAGGGGAGAGUUUCCCAAAGCCAUCAGCCCCAGGGAGUUAUCCUGCAAUUCCUGUUUGCCUCCUCUGAUAUUUGCAUUUUGUUCUUUGCUUUAGAACCACUGGGUUGCACAGAUGCUUCUCAGAUGUCCCAUGGCCCGUCAAAUUAGUUCAGCCGUGCUUGAUUUGGGGUGGUUCUGUGCAUGGGAAGUGAAAUUGGUGAGCCUCUAGUUAGUUUCUGCACUUUCCACAGAAACUAACUUGAAGCAGAAGUUUCUGAUUUUGGCUUUGUGAUAAGCACUGGUUGAAAGAACUGCAAAAAGAGCAGAAACAAAGUUCAACAGCCCUCCCCCCCCCCCCCCCGUGAUUAAUACAGAAAGUGAGUUUUGGCGUGGAAGGAAUAGGAGUGCUGAUCUAAGCAGUGUCGAAUGUUUCGGUUGGUUGGAGGUUGGUCUGGUGGUGUCAUCCUGUCCACACCCUUCCCGGGAAUGUUGGUAGCAGAUGUAAGCAAGCCAGAUCCCAUCUCUUCAUACCAGGUUCUUGCCAGCUGGCUCGCUCUUCUGGUUAGCAGAUUCAGGUAUGUGUUCAAUCCUCAGAUCAGAUUCCAGAGUGUAAGGGUAGGCAGGCCAAGCAAACCAAAGCUAUCGACAUCCCGUGGAUUGAGAGGAGACAUGGGUUACACAACCUGUGCCCUCAUGCUAGAGCUCCUUUUUUCUUAUUUUGGGUUUAGUAUCCAUAAUGUAUUGGCUCUGCCCUGGUCAGAAGUGGGCUGUGUUCCAUUUUACUUAGGGCAUGGGAAAGUCUGUCCUCAGCACCUUGUUCUUGCCCAUUUUACUCCAGCCAUCAAUACUGCACUUUCAGCUUUCUAGAGCUCUGCUGCUGUUCUUCCAGCCUGGGUCGACAUUACAAAUUGAAUGGCAGUGCACUGAGUGCAGCUCUGGCAACCUUGUUGACUGAUGUUUGUGUUUUAGUGACUGUUAUGCUGGAGGAAGGUGUUCCCUGGACAGUCCUGGAGACAGAAGCUCUGUAUUUCCAGAGCAGGUACAGUACAGACAGCAGCCAAACGAACCUCUUAUUCCAUGUCAGGCCUUUACCUUCACUUGCAGAAUGUCUCUGGGAGGGAGAGGACUGACUGGCACUUGGCCUUUCUCUUGCAACUGCUGACUAAGGAACUUGUGGUGUCAGGGUUGUUGCAAUGUAAACUUACACCUAUGCCCUAGCAAACUGGCCUGCAAAAAGCAUUGCCAGAAAAGAGCAGCAGAGAAGCUGGGUCCCUGUGCCUGGGAAACCCCUUCUGACCUGUAGAGAUCACGUGCAGAAAACAAGCACAGCUCCACCUGUAAGAUUGCCUUGGUACUGCGCCCCUCCAUCCUGCUGCAAUGAGUGGGAAGUCCUUGCUCUUGAAGGUCAUUCUCCUUGGGGAUGGUGGAGUUGGGAAAAGUUCCCUCAUGAACCGGUAUGUCACCAACAAGUUUGACUCGCAGGCUUUCCACACGAUUGGUGUGGAGUUUUUAAACCGGGACCUGGAGGUGGAUGGACGUUUUGUGACCCUCCAGAUUUGGGACACGGCGGGACAGGAGAGAUUCAAGAGCCUGCGAACCCCCUUUUACAGGGGAGCAGACUGCUGCCUGCUGACCUUCAGUGUAGAUGACCGGCAGAGCUUUGAGAACCUCAGUAGCUGGCAAAAGGAGUUUGUCUAUUAUGCUGAUGUGAAAGACCCUGAACACUUCCCAUUUGUAGUCCUGGGCAACAAGAUAGACAAACUUGAGAGACAAGUGAGCACGGAGGAGGCCCAGGCCUGGUGCAUGGAAAACGGUAACUAUCCAUACCUGGAGACUAGUGCCAAGGAUGACACCAAUGUGGCAGUGGCCUUUGAGGAGGCUGUGCGACAGGUACUGGCAGUGGAGGAGCAGCUAGAGCACUGCAUGCUGGGCCACACCAUUGACCUGCACUCUAGCUCCAAAUCAGGGUCUUCCUGUUGUUAAGAGUGGCUGCUGCUUCGGGAACAUCACUCGAGCUGGCAGCUGGAUCAGAAUAACUGCGGGAAGCUCUGCAGCACUCUAAGGACAGCGGCCACAAGGACAGUAGGUGGUUUGCUCACUGAGGAGUUGCAGCCUCACCGUCUGAAUUCUGGCUGGAGGUUUUGGGCAGAGAGCAUGUAUCUGCAGGAGGGAGCUGUUAAGAGAGCAUGUGAGCAUAGUCCUGCUUCCAUCUCUGCCUGUUUUAGCAGGUUUAAAGGACUGGGUUAAAGUCCUUUAAAUUCACUAAAGACAGUAGUGAUCUGAUCUGUACCAAGAACUGCCUGUGGAACAAAGCUGACAGAGCUCUAGACACUCUUUGAAGUAUUUUAGUCCUGAACUCAAAAAAAUACUAGACCCACUAAACUUACGACCUUACUGCUUAAGGAAAGUCUGCUCAGCAUACUGAACAAAACCUGUUGUAGAGACUUUAGCCCAUGUGACUGUGAGAAUGCCAAAUACUAGAGUGGCUGAGGUGUGUGUAUCUGUUGUUUGGAGUAAGUGCAUUGUGUCCUAAGACUGAAUUGUGCUGAGAAUUGUUAGAGCUCUGAUCUGAAGCAGCAUACAAAGGACAGAUGGACCUGUGUUUGAAUGUGGCAGCAUUGCUUCUUCGUAGCUGCCUAUUUCUGGUCUGUUUUUCCUCACCUCUAACUUUGUCUUGUGUGAGUGUUAUUUUGUAGAGAGACUGUCUGCUUCUUGUUUAAUAUAUGUUUCCUUGUCUCUUCUGGAGUCUCAACACUGGAUCUUGCUUCUCAUACCUUGAAGCCCUGGAUGAAAAAUACCGAUAUGGACACUCACUGAGUCGUGUCAAAGGGUUUAGAGUUACUCAGGAGUCCUGGAGAUCUGGAGCGUAAAACUUCAGCUGGUUUCUGUCACAAGUAAUUGCUGUGUCCAGAUGGUAUGCUCUAGCAGACCAGAUGGUAGGUGGGUCGGAUGUCUGUUAGGUGUGCAGGUGGAGAAGUCAUGCAUGGUCAGCUCUUAAAUCCACUCACUUGAUGUGCGGGGCUGGUGACCACUGUGCUUCGUUAGCCGUUGGAUCAGCAUCUUCAGUUGCUUUAGCACAGAUAUCCCCGUCUGGAUGCUGCAACACAGAACCAUUAACUUUAUUACCUGCUGUGUCAGGUGCAGUGCUGCUGAGCACGGUUAACUCAUGCUGUUGUCCUGGCCCUUACUCCCUAACGGGGAAUCCAGUACAUUUUUAUCUGUAAUUCCUAUGACAGACUUUAGUGGUAGAGGAUGUCCACUCAGAUAACUGGCCUUUGUUAAUGGCUGCUGUAUUCAGUCCAUUGGGGAGAGAGCUGCACUGGUUCCACCUCUGUUCAAGGUGGCUGAAAAAUGGUAUGGGAGGGGGCAGGGAACUUUCUAGAAAAGGACACCAGGCUUUGCUGAUCCCAGCUCCUGCCCCCUGCUAGGUGUAAGUCCCAAGCUAUCUGUAUAGCAGAGAUGAGUGCUUGCUGAGUGCUGUCUUUACCAUUAUAACCUCAUGUCCUGCAACUUCCCAUGCAAGCAUUUGUCCAAAACUGACUUUGCCCAUAAGCACACGGGAACCUGUCACGAGAAUAGCUUCCCUCAGUACAUAUCCGCUAGCUGCUGAAUGCGAUUUCCACUGUGAUGAGCUACUGGAUGGUAAAUUUCGUAGUUCAAAUCAAGCAGCAUCACUUGUGCUUUUGAGCAGGGCUCUGCUGUCAUGCUGGCUGUUGGCAGCUAAUCCCCAUUGUCAAGCAGUCUCUGAGCAUGCAGGGAGUCUCCUCUCACUCAGGGUGAUCCUGCCCUUCUCUGUAGGGCAGCCAUGUGUGGAAGGGACUGAAGCUUUAACCCAAAGUGCUUUAGAGGGACCUGAUUUCUAAACAGGGCUUGAACAUUCAUAUUCAUGGGGAUAGAUAGGGAGUGUUUGCAGUCUCUGGAAAGUCAGAUCCAUUGAGGUAUAAGAGAAGGCUCUGCCUCCAUAGGUGCAACAGAUUUUUACAGGAUAUUAAAGUUAUUGUUAUUGUUUAUUUACCAAUGUCGGACCUCCCGAGGCCUCUAGAUUUUUCUUCAGUUUAACACUGCUUGAUAUUUCCUUUGAGAUCCCAGACUCUGUGACCUGUGGUUCUGAUUUACAUCUCUGUGGUGGGUUGACCCUGGCUGGGGGCCAGGUGCCCACCAGAGCCGCUCUAUCACUCCCCUUUCACUAGAAAGGGGAGAAAAGGUAUAACAAAAAGCUUAUGGGUCAAGAUAAGGACAGGGAGAGAUCACUCACUAAUUAUCAUCACAAGCAAAACAGACUGAACUGAGAGAGGAAAUUCAUGUAAUUCAUCUACUAAGCAAAACAGAGUAGAGGAAUGAGAAAUAAAACCAAAUCUUAAAACACCUCCCCUCACCCCUCCCAUCUUCCCAGGCUCAACUUCACUCCCAGCUUCAACCUCCGCCCCCCCUCAGCGGCACAGGGGGACAGGGAGUGGGGGUUACGGUCAGUUCAUCACACGGUGUUUCUGCCACUUCUUCAUCCUCAGGGGGAGGACUCCUCUCAUCGUUCCCCUGAUCCAGCAUGGAGUCCCUCUCACGGGCUACAGUCCUUCAUGAACUGCUCCAACGUGAGUCUCUCCCACAGGCUACAGUCCUUCACGAACUGCUCCAGCGUGGUCUCUUCCACGGGGUGCAGACCUUCAGGAGCAAACUGCUCCAGCGUGGGGUCCCCCACAGGGUCACAAGUCCUGCCAGCAAACCUGCCCUGGCGUGGGCUCCUCUCUCCACGGAUCCACAGGUCCUGCCAGGAGCUUGCUCCAGCGUGGGCUUCCCACGGGCCACAGCCUCCUUCAAGUGUCUCCACCUGCUCCGGCGUGGGGUCCUCCACAGGCUGCAGGUGGAAUCUCUACACCCCCUCAUCCUUCCUCCAUGGGCUGCAGGGGGACAGCCUGCUUCAUCAUGGUCUUCACCAUGGGCUGCAGGGGGAUCUCUGCUCUGGCGCCUGGAGCACCUCCUCCCCCUCCUUCUUCACUGCCCUUGGUGUCUGCAGAGUUUCUUACAUCUUCUCGGACUCCUCUCUCCGGUUGCAAAAGCUCUCUAACUUUUUUUUUUCCUUCUUAAAUAUGUUAUCACAGAGGCACUGAUUGGCUUGGCCUUGGCCAGCGGCAGGUCCAUCUUGGAGCCGGCUGGCAUUGGCUCUAUCAGACACAGGGGGAGCUUCUAGCAGCUUCUCACAGAAGCCACCCCUGUAGCCCCCCCCCACUACCAAAACCUUGCCACACAAACUCAACACAAUCUCUGAGCAGACACUUUCCCCUGGAGCUGGUUUGCGCAGAGGCCCAGGCUCCGAACAGGCUCAGGCCCUUGUCACGCUGCCCAGGUCUGCAGAGGGAGCUCCCUGCUGAUGAAACUGCCGCUUCCCCAGCACGGAUCCUGUGUGAUCUGUGUAAGGACUGGCACCUCCUGCGGAAGAGGGCAGAGACUGAACAAUCCACGGUGUAGGCGGUACGAGUGCAGCAUGCUGUUUGCAGUACCCUGGGUGUGUGUUGAUGAUGAUAGCUGAACCUUAAGAGCCUCAUUGUGCACCAGCUGUCCAGAUGGUGUGUAUUGCCAGAGGGUGUCACACAGCAUCUUUUAUUCCUUACAGACAUUGGAUCGUUGACUUUAUAAAAAACCCAACACAACUAUUUUAUUAGGCUUAUGUGUUUUAAAAAUCCAUUUUUAGAAAUAAGUAUGCUAUCAUAUAUUUAAAUUGUUUAAUUUAUUUUAAAUGAUACGCACAAUUUCCAAAGGAGCCGGGAUUUUGAACUAUUUGUUGCAAAGUUCAGUGCCAACAGCCAUCCCCCUCCCUAUGUCCACUCAUGCUGCUGCGGUUGUUGCUGUGGCUACGGAACUGAAAUUGUAAAACCGAGAUUCUACCUUUAUUCAAGCAAAUAAAACAUGGAUGUAUUCAGGUGAAUUCAGGAA
Grus americana (Whooping crane) is the source of this 6615-nucleotide messenger RNA. RefSeq names its product RAB9B, member RAS oncogene family (gene RAB9B). The transcript has 2 exons. Gene Ontology annotation, biological process: retrograde transport, endosome to Golgi; Rab protein signal transduction. The record is from RefSeq and is a predicted model, not a curated record. NCBI's taxonomy places the organism in Eukaryota, Metazoa, Chordata, Aves, Gruiformes, Gruidae. Gene Ontology annotation, molecular function: GTP binding; GTPase activity. The coding region runs from base 2065 to 2670 and encodes 201 amino acids. Gene Ontology annotation, cellular component: phagocytic vesicle; lysosome; late endosome.